AUGCCUUUGCUGGGAAGUAUGGAUACCGAUAACAGUGGCACAAUAAUGCCUAAAGAAUUGAAGAUUGGUCUUGCAAGACAAGGCUCGAGAAUCUCUGACUCUGAAGUUGAACAAUUGAUGGAAUCUGCAGAUGUAGAUGCGAAUGGAACCAUCGAUUAUCUUGAGUUUAUCACAACCACGCUUAACAUGAACAGGAUUGAAAAAGAAGAUCAUUUGUAUAUAGCCUUUCGGUACUUCGACAAAGACAACAGUGGGUACAUUACAAAAGAAGAGCUAGAGCAAGCGCUAAUAAAAUAUGGAAUGGGUAACGAGGAGACCAUAAAGGAUAUUAUAGUUGAAGUGGACACAGACAAUGAUGGACGAAUCAACUAUGAUGAAUUUGCAGCAAUGAUGAGGAAAGAUAACCAAGAAGGUGUAGAGGCUAUUGACAUGGUUGAGAAGAAAGACUUUUGA
Molecule: messenger RNA, 453 nt
Organism: Cryptomeria japonica (Japanese cedar)
Lineage: Eukaryota; Viridiplantae; Streptophyta; Pinopsida; Cupressales; Cupressaceae
Product: calcium-dependent protein kinase 1-like
Exons: 1
Coding region: 1-453 (150 amino acids)
Molecular function (GO): calcium ion binding; enzyme regulator activity
Source: RefSeq, a predicted model, not a curated record